AUCAACGUGGCCAAAGAUUUAUGCAAUAAUAAAAAUUCGUGUGAGAUUGUAGAUGCUGUCAAAGUUGAAAAUAAGAAUGAACAGGCUGCAUUGUUCGAUUCAAAAGAACUAGAAAAGAUUAAUCCAUUAAUGAAUAUUAACCGAAAGAACACGAUAUAA
Molecule: messenger RNA, 159 nt
Organism: Dentiscutata erythropus
Lineage: Eukaryota; Fungi; Glomeromycota; Glomeromycetes; Diversisporales; Gigasporaceae
Source: the annotation of a GenBank genome assembly